Messenger RNA from Rhineura floridana, 1717 nucleotides. It is a transcript of the gene MLYCD, whose product is annotated as malonyl-CoA decarboxylase. Gene Ontology annotation, molecular function: malonyl-CoA decarboxylase activity. Gene Ontology annotation, biological process: acetyl-CoA biosynthetic process; positive regulation of fatty acid oxidation; malonyl-CoA catabolic process. The record is from RefSeq and is a predicted model, not a curated record. The transcript has 5 exons. NCBI's taxonomy places the organism in Eukaryota, Metazoa, Chordata, Lepidosauria, Squamata, Rhineuridae. Gene Ontology annotation, cellular component: peroxisomal matrix; mitochondrial matrix. Bases 135 to 1673 code for a protein of 512 amino acids.
CCGCCCAAUCACCUUCUUUGUUUUUCACCCGCCCUGUGAGCGUGGGAAGAGGAAGGCCUCACCCCUUCCUUUGACUUGCUUGAAUACCGAAUUUGGGUUUGGGGCAAUCGCGACAGAGGAUCGCUGGGGCUAGUAUGCGCCGUGCGGGGCCUUGCCUGGCCUCGGCGCAGCACCAGCUCCUCCGCAUCCUCGUUCCCCGCUCGUUCGGCCAGCUGUGGCCUAACGCUGUUGCCAUAGCAACCGGAGCCUGCCAGGGCCUGGCAAGUAUGGACGAAGCGCUAAGCCGCGCCGUCCCGCCGCUGCCGCCUUACGAGACCCGGGAGAAAGCGGCGGCGCCGGCUGGGGCCGCCCUGGAGCAGCGCGGCGCGGAGUUCAUGCGCUACUACCGCGCCUUGGAGAGCGGCAGGCCGAGGGCCGAGCUGCUGAGCUGCCUGGCGCGAGACUUCGGCGUUGAGCACGGCCGGGUGGCCGAAGUGAGCGGGAAGGUGCUCCGGCUGCUACAGCAGCAGGGGGAGGCGACGGACGCCGCGGCGAGGGAGCACGAGCCCGGCGCCCUCCUGCAGGCCGAGGACCGGCUGCGGCACUACCUCACGCCGCGCUACCGGGGCCUCUUCCAGCACCUGGGCAGGCAGGAGGGCGGCCUCCGCUUCCUGGUGGAGCUCCGCAAGGACCUGCUCGAAGCCCUGGCGGCCAGGGAGGCCGAAGGGCCGCACGUCAGGGAAAUGAAUGGAGUGUUGAAGAACAUGCUGUCAGAAUGGUUUUCCACAGGAUUCCUAAACUUAGAACGAGUUACGUGGCAGUCUCCUUGUGAAAUUCUUCAAAAGAUUAGUGAUAGUGAAGCUGUGCAUCCUGUUAGAAACUGGAUGGAUAUGAAACGCCGAGUGGGAUCGUAUAGAAGAUGCUAUUACUUUGCCCACUGUGCAAUACCUGGCGAGCCAUUGAUAGUUUUGCAUGUUGCACUUACAGAUGAGAUAUCCAGCAGCAUCCGGGCCAUAGUGAAGGAGAUUCCCUCUCUAGAAGUGGAGGAUCUGAGCAAAAUUACCACUGCAAUUUUCUAUUCAAUCAGUUUGACUCAGCAGGGCCUGCAGGGUGUGGAGCUGGGGACAUACCUCAUCAAGCGAGUUGUUAAGCAACUGCAAGUGGAUUUUCCCCAGAUCAAAGUCUUCUCUACCCUGUCUCCUAUUCCGGGAUUCACCAAAUGGCUUGUGAGCCUCCUUUCCUCACAGUCCAAGGAAAUGGGCAGAUGUGAUCCCUUCACAGAUCCUGAAUACCUAGAAAUCUCCGAGAUCACGGGAGAUCCGGCUGUUGAAAUUCUAAAACGCCUCUUAACGAACAAUGAAUGGGUGAGGUCAGAAAGACUGGUCCGAGUUUUACAGCAGCCGCUUAUGAGGCUGUGUGCCUGGUAUCUGUUUGGAGAAAAACAUCGUGGCUAUGCCCUUAACCCAGUUGCAAACUUCCACCUUCAGAACGGCGCAGUGUUAUGGCAUCUGAACUGGAUGGCUGACACAAGCCCCCGUGGCAUCGCUGCCUCUUGUGGCAUGAUGGUCAACUAUCGUUAUUUUUUGGAGGACACUACUACCAACAGUGCCGCAUAUCUUGGAACUAAGCAAAUUAAAGGCUCAAAGCAGGUUCUCUCCUUGGUGACUCAGUUUCAGCAGAAUAGCAAACUCUAAAUAAAUAAGGCAGCUUUAAGGAGCAAAUACCUGGUUUAAUUAAA